Molecule: messenger RNA, 2685 nt
Organism: Thecamonas trahens ATCC 50062
Lineage: Eukaryota; Apusomonadida; Apusomonadidae
Product: mannosyl-oligosaccharide 1,2-alpha-mannosidase IB
Exons: 2
Coding region: 1-2685 (894 amino acids)
Biological process (GO): carbohydrate metabolic process; endoplasmic reticulum mannose trimming; mannose trimming involved in glycoprotein ERAD pathway
Cellular component (GO): endoplasmic reticulum; membrane
Molecular function (GO): mannosyl-oligosaccharide 1,2-alpha-mannosidase activity; calcium ion binding
Source: RefSeq, a predicted model, not a curated record
AUGUUUGUCCAUGCCUACUCGGGCUAUGUCGCUCAUGGUUUCCCUGCCGAUGAGCUCCGUCCGCUUGUCUACUCGGUCCUCAACUCGCUCCGCAUUCCGCAGCUGGUCGAAGAGGAGGAGGAGGCCGAGGUCGGGUCGGCCGAGGCAGCGCGCGGGACGCUCGAUCACGCCUUUGGCGGCUUUCCGCUCACUCUCCUCGAUGCCAUGGACACAUUGGCGGUGAUGGGCGCGUGGGACUCCUACGUCGAUGCGCUGUGGGCCUUUGUCGAUGCCACGCCUGCCUUUGACACCAAGGUCGAUGUCAACGUCUUUGAGCUCACCAUCCGCGGCCUCGGCGCCCUCCUCGGCAACCAUCUCUUGCUCGAGCCGCUGGAUUCGGACCUGGCUUCUCCAGUGCCCGCCGCCGCCCUUGCCGCCCAUCCGUCCGGUCGCGCAUAUCGCGGCGAGCUCCUCGCCCUGGCCGUAGACCUCGCCGACCGCCUGCUGCCGGCCUUUGACACCCCGACUGGAAUCCCGCGGUCGAUGGUCAACCUUGGUGUGGCCAAGCCAGCGGCAGCGUUCCCGUCGGAAACCUGUACUGCCGGCGCUGGAACGCUCACGCUCGAAUUUGUCGUUCUCUCGCGCGUCACAGGCGAUGCCCGCUACGAGGAGGCGGUGAUCAAGGCGCUUGUCGCUCUCCACGGCGCCCGGUCACACCUUGGCCUCAUGGGCAACACCAUCGACGUCAACACCGGCCGCUGGUCGCGUUCCGACUCUUCGAUCGGCGCAGGCAUCGACUCCUUCUUCGAGUACCUACUCAAGGCCCAUGUCGUAACCGGCGAGGCGUGGUACGCGGACAUGUUUGACUCGGCCGCCGCCGCCGUCGAGUCCCACAUGCAUCGCGGCGUCUUCUACCGGGUCGCUGAGAUGAACACCGGCCGAGUCAUCCGCGCCUCCAUCUCGUCGCUCGGCGCCUUUUGGCCGACCGUUCUCACCCUUGACGGCCAGCUCGCCGCGGCGCAAAACGCGUUUGAAGGCUUCUAUGCUCUUUGGCGCAAGUUUGGCUUCCUCCCCGAGGUUGUCGCCCUCACCGACGGAGGCGCCAUCUCGCCGACCUCGCCGCACUAUCCGCUUCGUCCCGAGCUCAUCGAGAGCGCGUACUACCUCUACCGCGCCACCCGCGAUCCCUACUACCUCGCUGUCGGCGCAGACGUCCUCCAUGCCAUCGCCACGCACUGUAAGACCCGCUGUGGGUACGCAGGCGUUGCCGAUGUUCGUACCCGCCGCCUCGAUGAUCGCAUGGACUCGUACUUUCUUGCAGAGACCCUCAAGUACCUCUACCUGCUCUUUGACGUCAACGAGACUUCGUUUGUCCACAACACCACCGCUGCGUCCUUCCCGCCAGGAGGCUACAUCUUUACCACCGAGGCUCACCUGCUCCCAGUUUCGCAAGCCGUGCAUGCUGCUGCCCCGCAGCCCGCAGCCCACACUGCGUCGUAUGUUGUCCGCCUCGCCGCGCCCGACAUCGCCCCAUGGAUCACGUCGCUCUCAACGCACCCCCGCCGCCGCAGCUCGGCACCGCAGCCACAGGGCGUCCCGCGGACGUGCUCGACCGACGAGUGGCGGACGGCGGCAGAUCCGUACGGCCCAUCGCCGUAUGCCGCCGAGGCUCGCGCCCUGGCAGACACUGCCGUUGGCCUCACCUCGCCCGAGUUUGCACCCGAGGCCUGGGCCGAGGGCGGGACCUCGCUCGAGGCUGCUGCUGCUGCCGCCGCUGCCGUCGCGGCCGCGGCCGCCGCUGCGCUCCCCGACGAGCUCGAGCUGACCCAGGCCCCGCCAGGCCCUGCCGCCGCCGACCUCGGCGCCAACGUCGCGGUCCUCUAUCUCUACACCAAGACCAGCUCCGGCUGGCGCCGCACGGAGCUUGACAUGGCCGAGACCGGUCUAGGUAUCGCUAGCGAGCCCGGCCGUGCCGGCAUGGUCGUUCACACCGUCGACGGCAAGCCUGUCGACUCGCCCGACAUUCACCUGGUCAUGCUCACCAACCCGCCGGCCAACGAUCGAGACCAUGGCUACUGCGUCGACACGGCACCGGUCGUCCUCGCUGUCGACGGCAGCGGCGACGAGCUGCCGCCGCAAGAGUAUGCCGCCGCACCGGCGCUCUUUGGCCCGCGAGUUCCUGAAGAAGGUGUACACGCUCCCAUGGUGCUGGCUAGCUCCCUUGCAUGCAUCCGCAUUCCGCGGACCACCACAUCGUACGCGGGCCGCAUCGUUCUUGUCUCGCGCGGCGGGUGCACAUUUGCCGACAAGGUGGCCAACCUGGCCGCUGCUGGCGCCACUGCAGUCGUCGUUGCCAACCACGGCUCCGGCGACGUCUCGCCCGAUGUCGUCUUCAAGAUGAUCGGCUCCGGCUACCGCGCCGCAGACCUUGUGCCUGCCCUCAUGGUCUCGCGCUCGGUCGGCAACAUCUUGCGAAGCCGCAUCCGCGACCGCGAGACCUCGCACCAGCCUCCUCUUGUCGGCGCGCUCUGGGCGCUCCCGUCGUCAGCCGGCCAGGUCGUCGACGCCAAUCUGCUGUCGUACUCGGACGAACCGGUCGUCAACAUCCGCGUCUUUUGGCAUGGCGUUGAGCUCGACGACAUCCCGCAGCUCAUCGCCCACCAGUCGCGACCGCCGCGCCCGGUCACCCCGCGCCUCGAAAAGUAA